CUUCGUCCAAAACUAUACAAUACAUCAAUUCUACGUUAUGUCUCUGUCUCAUCCCCUUGAGUUUCAUUGCCCGGGGUGGCAUGACGAGGGUCGAACGCCCGUCGUGGACGGCAAGUAUUACGAUCGCGCGACUGGCGAGGUGCGGCUCGCGGCCGACGGCGACCACCAGGAAUAUAUAGGGCCUCCCGCCGUCGACAUCAUCGUCCGCAGCCAGCAUAUUGACACUGUUCAAUGCGCCUACCGCGCAUCUCGGCCUUUCCCUAUGGAGACUCUUCUCUGCCAUAUCAUGAAAGUAGUCAAGGAGAGGACACUUGAGCUAGAUUCGGUCAUAGCGACGCCCUUUGCGAUUCGGAUUAUCCUGUCGCAUGAGCUGACGCCGGACCAGUUCAGCGAAAUUGCGCUAGACAUGGCAAAUGGGGUGUGGGACGAUGCGGAUUGUCGAACGAGAGAUUGAUGGACCAGAAGCACAGAGGCUCUGCGGGUCCCUAGAAAAGGAGGCCGCGUAGAAAGACCCAUCAUCAUAAGGCAUGGAAAUGCAAUUUUCGCUCUCCCAAGUGUUGGGCGUUCCGGAUACAAGACUGUCGUAUUGUCUAUGAUAGUUGGCGCAACGACAUGGAGUUUUGUCAGGCAGCCCCGUCUCUUUGUCGGAGUUGCAAAAGACCAGCUGUCCUGUACACGCCAACUAGCCGACAUUGCCAGACAUUUCAAGGUUGAAACGAUCAAGGAGACGCAGCAGUGAAAAUGAUUCCCAUGCGACUAGCCCAACUAUGUUAGACUGGCAACAAACAUUGAGCGUAGAUUGGGCUAUAUGCCGUGCAAACGCCCUGUUCACAUUCAGUCGGGCCAGUCCAUCCUAAACCUCCACACUGACCAUAGAGCGGAGCUUUAGGAACAGUGGCAGUUGUCGAAGGUAGCUCUUGAGAUGUUGUUGAACU
Molecule: messenger RNA, 935 nt
Organism: Purpureocillium takamizusanense
Lineage: Eukaryota; Fungi; Ascomycota; Sordariomycetes; Hypocreales; Ophiocordycipitaceae
Exons: 1
Coding region: 38-454 (138 amino acids)
Source: RefSeq, a predicted model, not a curated record